Sphaeramia orbicularis (orbiculate cardinalfish) is the source of this 5110-nucleotide messenger RNA. It is a transcript of the gene edrf1, whose product is annotated as erythroid differentiation regulatory factor 1. The transcript has 25 exons. Gene Ontology annotation, biological process: positive regulation of DNA-templated transcription. Bases 341 to 4078 code for a protein of 1245 amino acids. NCBI's taxonomy places the organism in Eukaryota, Metazoa, Chordata, Actinopteri, Kurtiformes, Apogonidae. The record is from RefSeq and is a predicted model, not a curated record.
UGGUCCGCAGUAACGUGUGCUCAGUAACAGCUGAUGGUCACAGGAGGUGAAGCUAAGGACUUUUUUAUUAACUUAACGAGGCAACAACGGAUUCUUGUGCCACCGUUUAACCUCAGCCUUAAAAGUAUAACUAUAUCGUAACUAUACUCAACUAUAUCAUACGUGUCGGAGUUGCUUGUUAGUGGCGCUAGCUCGUCAAGCUAGCGAACUGAGACACCGUUUCUAACUUUAUCAACAUAUGUGGCAAUUCUUCCUUGUCACGUAUUAUCGAUGUGCUGUGGACACCAUGAAUAGCCUGUGUACUCUAUGCCAAUGUAUUUAAACCAAACGAUCGUACAGUAUGUCCAGUAUAGGCUCAGCAUCAGUCGGAGACAAGGAGCCUGACAUCCCCUUUGAAAUGGAGGAAGUCGGUGGUCCUACAUGUACAGGAGAAGUCAGCAAACAUGAUGCAGUGGUAUGUUCAGGCAACAGUGAAAUCAAAAGCCGAGCCGUAGUCAAGUACUCUGCUGCCCCACCUCCUGCCAGCUAUGCAGUACUUCAAGAGAAGACAGACUUGAAACUGCCUCCUGCAAACUGGCUGAGAGAAAACCCACAGCUGGGCAGUGCUGGCACUACAGCAUUAGGGUCUAGCAGCAAGAGCAAACCUUUUUCCAGUUUUGGAAUGGCCUAUGACUUCAUCGAUUGCAUUGGGGAUGAUGUUGACGUGGUGUCAGACUCAGAGAACAUCAAAAAACUUCUGAAAAUCCCCUACAGUAAGUCCCAUGUCAGUAUGGCUGUUCACCGUGUGGGGAGGACUCUGCUUUUGGAUGAGCUUGACAUUCAAGAGCUCUUUAUGAGGUCGUCUCAGACAGGAGAUUGGACAUGGCUAAAAGAGUUUUAUCAGCGGCUAAUAGAUCAGAAGUGGCAGAGGAAAAAGAAGAGUAAAGAGCACUGGUAUCAGAAAGCAAUCCUGUCAAAAUUCCUCUACUACAGUAUAAAUGGUGAUGGUGCUGCAGAGCCUGUACCAGACAACCUGAAUGAAGGGGAUGAGGAGAGCGGAGCAGAGGAAUUCAGUCCCUCGUGGCCAAACACCAUCACCAGUUCACACACCGAUGAAGAGGAUUCAGCUGCUUCAAAGCAGGAAAGUGUUUCUAUGGACAGCCUGUUUGCCCUUGGCCAGGUGACGUCUGUACCUAAAGAGCAAAAUCUUCCAACUCUCUUCAAUGAAGGGGAGAACAGUCAGGGCUUACGAAAUGACUUUGUGCGAAACAUUAUGUGGACAUUUGAGGAUAUCCACAUGUUGGUUGGCUCCAAUAUGCCUAUUUUUGGAGGUGGUCGCUAUCCUGCCGUCAGUCUGAGACUCAGGGACAACAACAAACCAAUCAACAUUCUGACGGGUAUCGACUACUGGCUCGACAAUCUGAUGUGCAACGUUCCUGAGCUUGUCAUGUGCUUUCACGUCAAUGGCAUUGUUCAGAAAUACGAGAUGAUCAAAACCGAAGACAUCCCUCAUCUAGAAAAUUCCACUUUCUCCACAAGGGUGGUAAAAGACAUAGCUCAAAAUAUCCUCUCAUUCCUCAAGUCCAACUGUACCAAAGAAGGGCACACCUACUGGCUUUUUAAAGCUAGUGGGAGUGACAUUGUGAAGCUUUAUGAUCUCACGACUCUCUGUGAGGAGGCAGAAGAAGAGAAAUGCCAGAAUCCUUUUACUCUCCCUGUUGCUGUGUUACUUUACAAAGUAGCCAGUAACUUGAUGCUGAAGGCCAGACAAAACCGAAAGCACAACGGCACAAUCAGAACUCUCCUCUUAAACUGUGUCAAACUUCUGGACCAGGAGAGACAUCCACAGAUCAUCGCCUCCGCCCACUACAUGCUGUCGGAGCUAUUCCAGCUCGACGAACCUCCAGAGGAAGACGGAACGGAGUCGCUACGGGCCGGCGGCUCUGAGGACAGCUAUAGCGAUGAAGACAGGGAGGAAGAGGAUGAGGAUCUAACUGAGGAGAGUGAUGAAAACAGCUCCUACAGCAGCUGCUCCAGACCACAGGAUGACAGCAAAGCAGUGGCUGUGAUCCGCUCUGUGGGGGAACUGUCCGUCCCUGAGAAGUACAAAUCCACUCACCAGAUCAGACCCAGUUGUGCUUUUCCUGUUUCACAAGACAAGGAGGAGAGAUGCAGACAUGUCCUAAGUUAUGUUUUAAAGGGUUUAAAGGCGGUGGAUGGCACCAUCAAGAAGGAGAGUGACCUCCCAGCAGCAGACCCAAACACACCCAUUCCUCUCAAAUAUGAAGAUAGAAGUGCAACUGGGGCCUGUUCUGCUGAGAAUGGUAUCUCUCUUCUUCUUGAAAGAGCGGGGACAUUGCAGUAUGACCAGAAGUAUCCAACACGUUCAGGGAUGAUUCCUGGCUCUUGGCAGCAUCGUAUGAAGCUGCAGCUCUUCCUCAAAGCCUCCAAGGCCUAUUACGUCCUCUCUGAUGCAGCCACCAAUUUGCUGAAAUAUGGGCGAGCUUUGCGCUACAUUAAGCUGUCUCUGCAGUGUUACGAUGCCUAUUGUUCUGUGAGUGGUGCACUCCACCCACAGGUGCUGCUGUUUCACAGCCAGUGCCUGUCUCUGUGUGGAGACAUCCAGCUGAUGUUGGCCCAGAACGCCAACAACAGAGCUGCAUACUUAGAGGAAUACAGCUACCAGACCAAGGAGGACCAGGAGAUUCUGCACAGCCUGCACAGAGAGAGCAGCUGCCAGGCCUUCAACAUGGCAACUGACCUGGCCAUGGACCCAGAGUACCAGCUCUUUGUCAGCAGUAAAUGCUAUGAGGCGGCAUAUGAACUGCUGGUCUCUGAGGCUUUGAAAGACCACGCUGCAGAUCAGCUCGCUCAGGUCCUGAAAAGGCUGGGAAAUAUCCGCAACGAGAUGGGGGUCUUCUACAUGAACCAGUCCGCAGCCCUGCAGACUGAGAAGGAAGUGAAAAGGUCAGUGUCUGUGGCAGAGCAGGAGAUGUGGAAGAAGAGUUUCGCCUUCUUUGAAAAAGGCAUGAAGGACUUCGAAGCCAUCGGGGACAAAACCAACACGGCCUUGCUGCUGUGUAACACCGGCAGACUGAUGAGGAUCUGUGCUCAGGCUCACUGUGGUGUCGCCGAUGACCAGAGUCGAGGGGAGUUCUCACCUGAAGAGGCCCUCUACUAUAACAAGGCCAUAGAUUACUACCUGCGAGCCAUGAAGUCCCUGGCAAACCGAGAGAACCACCCAGCAGUGUGGGAUAGUGUGAACUGGGAACUGUCCACCACUUACUUCACUUUGGCUACACUCCUGCAGGACUACGCCCCUCUGUCCAGAAAGGCCCAGGAACAGAUUGAGCGAGAGGUAACCGAGGCGAUGAUGAAAUCCCUGAAAUACUGUGACCUGCAGACGGAGUCGGCCCGCCAGCCGCUCUACCAGUACAGAGCCGCCACCAUUCACCACCGCCUGGCCUCCAUGUACCACAGCUGCUUUCGCAACCAGGUUGGGGAUGAACACUUGAGGAAGCAGCAUCGUAGCCUGGCAGAGCUUCACUAUAGCAAAGCUGUGUGUUUGUUCCUCAGCCUGAAAGACGCACCCUGCGAGCUGCUCCGCACGCUGCUGGAACGGGUGGCCUUUGCUGAGUUUACCAUGGCAGGUCAGAGCAGCAGUGCAGCUAAGUUAAAAAGCCUGACAGGAGCCCUAGAGAUCAUGACUGAGACUCGCCACGCGUUCCAGCUCAUUCACAAGGAGCUGCUGGAGGAGCAGAUAGAGCUGAAUGAGCAAGAUCCUGAAUCAGCUGAGUCUUCAGAUUUGGCCUCUACUCUCACAUCAGGACUAAACAUCGAGGAAGUGGUGAAGUUAAUAGGUGUGUUUGAACCAAGUUUCUCCUUCCUGUUACUGCAGUUGGUAAAACUCAUGACGACAGCGAAACGGAAACCAAGCAAUAAGGACGAGGAGCUGCUAAAAACGUAUAAGAAUGUGUACUCAAAGCUGCUGCGCGCUGAGAAAAACACACCUCUACUAAGCCGGGUCAUGUUCUACAUAGAGCUCCUACAGCAGCUGACGGCAGAAACAGGAAGCGAUAACAAGGGUUCGGUUUCAUAGUAAAGGAUGCGCUAAAGACUCCAGAGCUGAACGCCAUCCACUACAUUAAGACUUUACAGCUGUCUGAUAUGAACAAUAACACACACAGACAGACAAGCAGAUUCUCAGGCAACACUGUUAUAGAAGACUGACAGUGCCGAAGCCAGUUUCACCUCCUGCGCCUUUUAAGUCAGCAAAAAGAUUGUCUUUUUGUGACACUUACUUCACAGGUUUUGGAUAAUGCAUUUUUGUGAAACAGAGUUAUAAAUUCUGCCAUAUUUUAAUUUGCUUGUCAAUCAAGCUGUUACAAACCAGGGUAAAACUCCUGUUUGUAGAGUUUUUUUUUUUUUUGUGUAUGAUUUUAUCUAAUCACAGAUGUUUCCGUAUUGCUGUUUCUGAUGAUUAAUUUAUCCCCGUACAAGCUGGUUUUGACCAAAACAGUGAGUAUUUGGUCUGUCUACCCCCCAUACAGGUGUCUCAACAUAUCAGUCAGGUCUUUAUAAAGACAACUCCUAUUUUUUAAUGUUAUAAUUAAUAAUAUCAGCACUCAGUUUGGGUUUUACAGUUUUUUUCGGCUGCCCUCAAGUGGCCAAAUGCAUCUAUCAGUGUAGAAUAAUUACCAAAUUUAAGAGUUCCAAUUAAAAUCUGUUUUAACCAUGAGUAUUGGCAACUCCAUUUCAUAUUUUUUUUGUUGUAUGCUUUCUUUUUUCUUCUUUUCUUUUUAAUUUUGAUACUGUACCAAAUAACUCUACAUCUAGAAGAGAAUAAAUCAUAGCACAGGCCCGACUGAAUAAUAGUUAAUUUUGAUAUAAUGGUGUUUUUGAUAUUCAAUAACACCAACGAUGCUGUGAAUAAAACAGAUGUAUGACUGUGGCUUAUGACUUUAAUAAGCUAAAACUUGAUUUUUUGCUUCCCCGGUUCAACAGUGUGUGCAAUAGUUUGGCAACAUUCAAUGCAAAGUCAAAGGCUAAUAUGGUGUAUGUUUAAAUGUGAGUUUAUAUCAGCAUGGUUUGCUGUGACAUAAGAAAUUAAAAGGUUUUGACUGCUCUAACU